Messenger RNA from Melanotaenia boesemani (Boeseman's rainbowfish), 2202 nucleotides. Its product is annotated as homeobox protein unc-4 homolog. Bases 279 to 1871 code for a protein of 530 amino acids. Gene Ontology annotation, molecular function: sequence-specific double-stranded DNA binding; DNA-binding transcription factor activity, RNA polymerase II-specific. Gene Ontology annotation, biological process: regulation of DNA-templated transcription. The record is from RefSeq and is a predicted model, not a curated record. The transcript has 3 exons. Lineage: Eukaryota; Metazoa; Chordata; Actinopteri; Atheriniformes; Melanotaeniidae.
UGGCUCACGGAGAGAAAGAGCAGGGUUAACAUCUCGACUGGAUCGUAAACGUGAAGUGUCUCCCAAAGCCAGGUACCACCGUUUCACUUUAGACCUCAACGUGGCCGCGAGAGACGGCCGUCUGCCUGGUUCCCCUCUCUCCCCCUCCGCUUUUGCACCUCCUCCUUCUGUUCCCUUCCGCCGCUUCUUCCUCCGUUCCCUGACUUUUUUGACUGCAUGUUCAGCCACACUGCCUCCCUCUGCAUCUUCACUUCGGCCCCGCCGCAGCCCCGGCGAGCAUGGACAGUCGGGUUCUCGAGCAUCCUCACGCCCAGUUCGGAGGCUCCUUGGGCGGGCUGGUGGGUUUCCCGUACCCGCUCGGUCCCCAUCACCACCACCAUCACCAGCACGUCUACGAGCUCACAAGCGGACACCAGCUGCAGUCCGCGGCCGCCGUACCUUUCUCUAUAGACGGAUUACUAAACGGUUCCUGCUCGGCCUCGGUGGUCAGCUCCAAUCCACUGCUUUCGUCCGAUGGUCAGCAGUUCAAACUCUCAGAUUCCGGGGACCCUGAUAAGGACAGUCCCGGUUGCAAACGGAGACGUACAAGGACGAAUUUCACCGGGUGGCAGCUGGAGGAGCUGGAGAAGGCUUUCAACGAGAGUCACUAUCCGGAUGUGUUCAUGCGGGAAGCGCUCGCGCUCAGGCUUGACCUCGUGGAGUCAAGAGUUCAGGUGUGGUUCCAAAACAGACGAGCUAAAUGGAGAAAAAAGGAGAACACAAAGAAAGGGCCUGGACGACCCGCUCACAACUCCCACCCGACCACUUGCAGCGGAGAGCCCAUGGACCCCGAGGAGAUUGCACGAAGGGAGCACGAGCGGGCAGAAAAGAAGAAACGGAAACAGGAGAGGAAGCUGCUUAAGUCACAGAAUAAACUUCUUGCAGGUGAAAGCUUCCACACACCUGGAGGCUCGGAGAGUGACAGUGGAGUGUCACAGUUCACUGACAGCGAGCAGCAGCCCGCAAGCAUUAAUGGGACUAUUCACAUCGAACUGCCAGCAACAAAAGGUGCAGGGGAACUCCAAACCAAUUCCAGCUGUGACCAAACACAACAUAACUUCAGUCACCUACAAAACCACACAAACCAAAGAACCACAGAAGAACCAGAGCAGGUAUCUCCAGGCAGCACGCACAGCUCUAGUCCUGCAGGUCAAAGGUCCUCUGCCCUGCAGAAAAGAAACCCUUUCAGCGUGGAGAGCCUCCUCUCUGAUACCAUGCCUCGACGGAAAUCACACCUGGACUUCCCUUCACUGCCCAACCAGAGAACUCUGGUGGGUAAGGGUCAUUUCUUGCUUUACCCCAUUACCCAUCAGCCUUUGGGCUUUUUAGUGCCCCAAACAGCCCUGAAGGCCACACCAUGUCAGGACAUUAACAGACUUAGUCAGGGACAAAGGUGUGUGCCAACUGAGGGGAGCCCGGCUCCCUCUGACCUCUCCAGCUUUGGCAGCAACACCAACCCUUUGAACUUGGAUCAUAUGGAGCUUAACACACAGCAUCACCACAAACACAUGAGCAGGAGAGAGGGAAGCAACACAGAUGAGUGUGGCGGUGACUGCAAUAAUGAAAAACUCCAUGUUUGUCCCCCAUCAAACAAUAUGACUCAGAUAGCUUUGACCAGGCUGAGUUCCACACAGUCCAGUGACACGAGCGAGAAGAGUCUCAAAGUUCAAACAGAGGUUGUGGCCAAUGGCUGCCAGUCUGCUGAGCUGUGUGCAAAAGAAAAGUGUGCAAGAGAGGAGCGAGCAUCUCCAGAUCUCUCCGAGUGUCUCAAGACAAACACAGACUGUCAAGAAACACCCGGAACAGAUGGAGAGGAUCUCGAUAUGGACUAACACUUUCAAGGAGCAAACAUAAACAAAGGACCAGGAACAACCCUCUGACUAUUCAAACAUUCCCAAAGCUCUGCUGAGUGAAGCAUAUCAGGAAUCAGGAGACUUAAUCCUCAUCUAUUUUUUAAUCAGAAGGUGUGAUGAAUCCACAUGGCUCCCCAAAGCUGUGGUUGCCCCAAUAAUCAGGCUUUAGGCCAACUCUGAACCUGCAAACACCUUCAGAAGCAGGUCUCUCUUUUCUUUCUUUCUUUUCAGUGAACAACUUGUAAUAAAACCUAGGCUACAAUAAACAUACACACAACAUAAAUCCUCAGAUAUUGUAAAAAAAAAAAAU